AUGUCCGAACACCACUCCGCCGGCGGUCCAACCCUCCCCAUAGUGAUCCUGGAUCAGCACCUCCCCAUAUUGAUCCUGGAUCAGCAGACUCACGAGUUCAUCCGAGAUGCAGGCGGACUUCAGCUGACCGUGAUCAUCCACGCCGAAGGUCAUUCUGACCCUACCCCCCUAGCUUUGGUGUGUUCCUUGGUCCAACCCUUUCCCACCAACUGUGAUGCGACCAAUACCCAAUGGGUCCUGCGCUUUGAGCCACUUCAGCACCCUCCACAGAUCCAUGCUCACACUGAAGUUACUUAUUUGGACGCGAAGCUCAUUGAAAUGCGCGAUUAUGCUUUGAAUUACCUGGACAGUUGA
This is a messenger RNA of Penicillium paradoxum, 354 nucleotides long. RefSeq lists its product as uncharacterized. Bases 1 to 354 code for a protein of 117 amino acids. The transcript is spliced from 2 exons. The record is from RefSeq and is a predicted model, not a curated record. Lineage: Eukaryota; Fungi; Ascomycota; Eurotiomycetes; Eurotiales; Aspergillaceae.